Molecule: messenger RNA, 690 nt
Organism: Verruconis gallopava
Lineage: Eukaryota; Fungi; Ascomycota; Dothideomycetes; Venturiales; Sympoventuriaceae
Exons: 2
Coding region: 1-690 (229 amino acids)
Source: RefSeq, a predicted model, not a curated record
AUGCAACGCCUUCGCUCAUGUGUGACGGACGUCUCUGCCACAAGCUAUGAUGGCCGUGCCGAUGAACACGAUCAUCUAACCGAACAUAAUCUACAUGUUUUUGAGUAUGGGGAUGUUGCCCAAGGAUCCACCCAACCCACGUAUCCAGAUAUCAGUAAGCAUUGGGAUGGAGUCAAGAGCUAUAAUCGAGAACGCAUCUUUGAACUGAAGUCUGGCCUCAGAGAGCACGCAGGGAGUAAGCGGCUGUCAGACUCGUCGGACGACUAUUCAAACUUCUUCAGCGAUGCAGAUGCAGCAACAGAGUUGGAAAGCUCCGAGCGUCGAAACAGUCUCAAGUUGUACAAGGAAUUUGGGAGCACAGCAUUACCUCACGAGCGUUGGCAUGUAGUAACCAUGGGCUGGCCGGAUCAAGCAGCUGCCUUAUCACACGCUCAAACGACUUGUAAUGAAGAGUUAGAAGCAAACCAGAGGGUAGAAGCGAACCAGAGGGCGGAAGCUCUGGCCGCCAAAGUGGAUAUGCCGAUCUUGGAACAGACCCAUAAUAUCAUUGAAGUCGACGAAGAUGCCAAUAAUGAAGAGGCAUAUGAGGUUGAUAUUACACAAUUCGAACAAGCAUGUCGACAAGUUCGAACGACGAGACCAGGGAAGUUUAGGAUACACAGAGGAAGCGUAACCAGGAUUCGAAAAUAA